This is a messenger RNA of Arachis duranensis, 1503 nucleotides long. RefSeq lists its product as uncharacterized. Gene Ontology annotation, molecular function: 3-beta-hydroxy-Delta5-steroid dehydrogenase (NAD+) activity. The transcript is spliced from 5 exons. The annotation marks the transcript as partial. The record is from RefSeq and is a predicted model, not a curated record. Gene Ontology annotation, biological process: steroid biosynthetic process. NCBI's taxonomy places the organism in Eukaryota, Viridiplantae, Streptophyta, Magnoliopsida, Fabales, Fabaceae.
AUGCGGCUCUGUGUGGAUUACAGGCAGCUGAACAAGGUUACAAUAAAGAAUAAGUACCCAUUGCCGAGAAUUGAUGAUCUCAUGGAUCAGUUACAAGGAGCUGGAGUUUUCUCCAAGAUCGAUUUGCGAUCCGGUUAUCACCAGAUAAGGGUGAGGGGUGAGGAUAUCCCUAAGACCGCUUUCAGGACUCGUUAUGGUCAUUACAAGUACACUGUAAUGUCUUUCGGGUUGACGAACGCUCCUGCAGUGUUUAUGGAUUACAUGAAUAGAGUUUUCCGUCCGUUUCUGGAUAAAUUCGUUGUUGUCUUCAUUGAUGACAUACUGAUUUACUCCAAGACUGAAGAAGAGCAUGCGGAACACUUGAGGACUGUGUUGCAGAUUCUAAAGGAGAAGAAACUCUAUGAAGGAGACCAUGUCUUCCUUAAAGUUACUCCGACCACGGGAGUAGGUAGGGCGAUUAAGGCAAAGAAGUUGAAUCCUCGAUACAUUGGUCCAUUUCAGAUCCUGGAGAGGAUUGGGCCGGUGGCGUAUCGGAUGGCUCUACCACCUCAUCUUUCGAAUCUGCACGACGUGUUUCACGUGUCGCAGCUUCGGAAGUACACGCCUGAUGCUAGCCAUGUGUUAGAACCUGAGUCGGUUCAGUUAAGGGAAGAUUUGAUGCUUCCAGUGGCUCCGGUCAGAAUUGAUGAUACUAGUAUCAAACGGUUGCGUGGAAAAGAGGUUUCAUUAGUCAAAGUGGCAUGGAGUCGAGGCAGUGUUGAGGAACACACUUGGGAACUAAAGUCGGAGAUGCGAACGGAUUAUCCGCAUUUCAUUAUUGGUGAUGGCAAUAACAUGUAUGAUUUUACUUAUGUUGGAAAUGUGGCUCAUUCCCAUUUAUGUGCUGACCGAGCUCUAGCUUCAGAGGGGAAAGUUUCAAAAAAAGCUGCAGGAGAGAGUCGAUGGACAUCUUUGAAAGAUUCUCUCAUUACAUUACAUUAUAAAUAUUUUUCUUCUCUCCAAGCUCUGAUGGCCAACGACAAUCCUUCCCCCGAGUCAAUGAAGCGGCCGUGCAUCGUGUGGAUCUCUCAGCUGCGUAAGCUCUUCCUUGUGGUGGUGGACACGACUAUAGCGAUGUUCUAUGACACUGUAGAAGCCAAUGGAAUAGACCCUGAAAUCCUCAGACUAAAAAUCUUUCCAUUUGGUCUGAGGGGUCAAGCAAAGGAAUGGUGGAAUAUUGAACCCAAAGCAAUUGUGCUCACUUGGGAUAAGGUUGUUAACAAAUUUUUGAAUAGGUUCUCGCCCUCGCAGAGAUUAACUAAGCUAAUGGCAUAUGUUCAGACCUUCAGGCAGAAUGAGAGCAAGUCCCUCUAUGAUGCAUGGGAGAUACACACUAUUGAGGAACUAAAAGAAGAAAAGGUUCCACCAGAGGCUGGAAGCACGCUGUUACAUGCCCUUUUUGUAGGAAGAGAGCCUAAAGUAUCACCUCUUCAGGAAAAGAAAAAGGAGACUAAGGAUGAGUAG